UUCUUACCACUGAAAAAGACAGGCCACCAGAAUGACUUGGCAGUCUCUGGUGGAGAAUAAGAAUACAUUUAUUUUGGCUUCUUGCAGGAGAUGACACCACAGCAUUCAGACUGUUUUGUUCACUCUGUGACAUUGCAGAAUUCUGGGGCAGCUGAAAGUUGAUUGGGAAAGAAAACAGAAAACCAAACAACUGUUUGAGAAGCAAGGUUCGUGUCAAAACAGAAUUCUGAUCAUGUCAAAAUUCAGAAUUUUGAUCAUGUCAACACCAGAGUUCUUGGGCAGUGUGUGGGGUUUGAGCCAUUGUCCACAGAGAAGCUGGAGCUGCACCUGUACAGCUUUGGGGGCUGAGCAGAACCCCUGGCCCAGGUGUGAGCCCCUGAAGCUGGAAGUGACUGAAGCAGUUUCAGGAGCUGCUUUAGCUGUGCCUGCCUGCACUGCAGUGCUGAAUGCCAGUGUUUCAGGAAAGGUGCUGGAGUUCAGAAAGAAGCAGCAGUGGGCUCAGGCUGAGUAGGAGAUAACAAUGAGCUCCUGAUGGCUCUGAUUCCUCCUCAGAACAGGGCACUGCUUUGGGCUCAGUGGGGUUAACUUUAUCCCAGUGUCUGCCUGGGGCUGUGUUUUGGGUUUGUGCUGGGCACAGUGAGGAUCUUACAGAGAUGAUUUUGUCACUGCUGGGCAGGGCAGGCACAGAGCUGAGGCCUUUUCUGCUGGGGAGGGGCUGGGGGUUUUUGGUUUCUCUGGGUCUGCAUUGAAGGCACUUGAGAUGAUAGUUCAUGUUCAGACUCAGGUGUUUAUUGUUUCUUAUCAAUGAAACAGCCUCACAACCCUGAGUUCUGCAGCCCUUCAUUAGCAAGGCACAAAAUGGCCAACUAUCUCUUGUUACAAGGUCUUUUAAGGCUAAACUAUCCAAUUAAGAAAUGACACCUAGAUUAUUUUCCCUUUUAACCCAGUACCUGAUCCCUCAAAGCCUGCAAUGUGGACUUUCCUGUCCAGUUCCAAAAUACCACCCAAACCCAUGAAGAAGGUAAAGAAGAACAACCAGUCUCCACCCUAAAACCUCCAUCUUUCUUCAUAUUUAUUUCUGUAUUCUAAAACCCCAAACUCUUAAAGUUUUCCACCCUGUGAUAUUGCACACUUCUAAUCAACUACACACCCAUAAUUCCAAUUCUCUGUUCUGCUCUCCUGUUCUGCUUUUCUGCUCUACUCCCUGCUGCCACCAGCUCUGAUGUCACUUUGGACAAGGCUCUCUUGGAGAGUACCCACACAUGGAGCUAUUCCUGCCUGACAAAAAUAAUACCAAAAUCCUUGUUUAGCUCCUGCUCCUUCAGGACUUCGAGUCCUUCACAACUUGUUCAGUUUAGCUCUAAGCCAAAAAUAGAUUUACUACAUGUAAGUAAGCAAAAAUAUGCUUAGAAGAACAUUUGCAGUAGUUGGGAGUUUGGUUUCCUGUAUUUGUGAGACCAUCAUUAACUGCUUUGACAAAAGGAGGAAGUUAAUUAAAGAUAAUCAUUGCCAAUGAUGAUGAUGAUGGUGGUAAUGAUGAUAGAGAAAAAUAAUCAGCAUAUUGGAGGCAAAUUAUUUGACAACAGUCUGUAUUAAAGAAUGUGUUAAGAAUAUUUCCCGACUGGCUGAGGAGAAAAAAUGUUGUAGAAAUAAAAUAGUGUUUUGUUUUCCUCCAUAAACAGAGUCAUUUCUGAGACGCUGUUCUGGUUCUGUUUUGGGUGGUUGGAUGCCUAAGGCUGGAGGAAAGGAGGAAGGGGAACUCACACUGCAGUGAGAAACACAAUGCAUGAUUUCUUUUAGAUAUUCUUUGGAGUGUUUGGGAAGGAGAGAACUUUUGAGAAUGUUGAUUUCUCAUUUUUGGAGUAUUUGAAAAGGAGAGCACUUCUGAAAAUGCUGAUUUCUCAUUUUGGCUGAGCAAAAAUCUAGGAAGGAAAGCACCUUCCAGUAUAUUUCAGAUGCCAGUGCUUCAGGACAGGGGCCUGGCAGAGAGGGGAGUGCUGAGGCUCAGCCUCAGCGCCCUGCUGCAGCUGCUGGGGUUUGUGUGGGGAUGAAAGGGUGAAAUGUCCCCUUGUCACUGCUGCUGCUCAUCAUCCAGGGCACACCAAGGGACAGCACACCACACUUUGCAUUCCUGGCACCUCUUUGCUGUGCCCCACCAGGGGAAUUGGCAGAAUGGAGUGCAAACCAUUCUGAGCCUUGCAGUCACAGGGGAAAGUCAGACUGAGUCAGUUUGGAAUCUCUGCUGCAGGAAAUAUUUUCCCGAGGAAGUCUCAGGAAAAUAAAUGCACAGAGAACAUAAAUGCAGCCAGAUAAGAUCACCUACAGAGCUGAGGCAAGUGCCUGGACAUUUACCUGCCUGUGCAUUAUGGAGGUACAAUACACCUUAUUCAACACUUUUUUUUUUAUUUACAGACAUAAUUUCCUUUCCUGAUUCCUGACAAGCAUGGCAGGAGCACACACGUGUCCCUGUACUGCUUCAAGCAAAGAUUUUGUUUUCAGGAGCUGUGACAAGCUCAGUGUGGUAUCUUACCCUUCCUAAAGGCUUUCUGAUUAAUGUAUUUAGCAAAUCAUUUGAAAGUAUAUGUGGUCUUGAGACACUAAAAUUAUCAUAUUUUCACCACUAUCAUCUUGUUUUUGCAAGGAAGAAUAAUACCACAUUGGAGAUUUUGAAACAUGAUACAUGAAUGCAUCUUAAGCAUAAAUGCCCUAGACCUAAAAUGAUGAUUUUUCUCUUUUUGUUGGUUAUAUCAUGGCUGGAAAUCAGUCUGGCCAAGUUCUUGUGUUUAAAACAAGCAAAUGUCCUGUAUUCAACAUAUCUCACAAGUAGUAGUAUGCAAUGAACAUAAAGCAAAUGCCAACAUGUGUUAGGUGUUUUUUCCCAAGAGUUAAAAAUGUGAGAAAGAGCAGAUCAAAAAUUAUGAUGUACAAAAUUGUGGCUGUUUAAGCUAAAAAAAAAAAUCCAAGCAAACUAUUUUUAAGGAAAAGUAAACAUAACAACUUCUCAUAUUGAAAUGAAGCUCUUCCCUGUUUCUUCCAGUGUAUUUGUGAAACAAAUGUAGAGCUCCUUGUUUUGGAAAGGAGAGAAAAAAAAAAUCUACCCUACCCCUAAUAAUUUCCAGCACAGACUGAAAAGCAGAAUUACUGAGCUACAGUUUCUAGAUUUCCUCACUUUAUACAGCGAGCAAUGAGAAGAGGAACAACAACAGCAAAAUGUAAAAUUCUGAAAAAAACUUUGGAAAAGACAAUAGCCAAAAUUUCAAAUAUGGAUGGAGGCAGAAGCAGGUUUUAAUUGCACCAUUGUUAGAGAAAAACUGCAGAAAAUCUUGUCAGGUUGCAAUUCAUUGUCGUCUUGUCUGUCACCUUUUGUUGCCAGGCUCAGAAAUGAGGUAGUUAAGAGAAGUUUUUGCAUAACAGUUGUAAAAUAUUGUCACUAACCCACCCCCACACACCCAUUUUAUUUCACACUGACAAAAGCUGAGAUGAAUGAGUUGUCUGGCCCUUCCCACUUUGUAUAGUCAUUGGCUGGCUUGGUUCUAAAAGGGAUUUUAAAAAGGGGAAUAAUGUGCCUUUGCCCAGGAUCUGAGGCUGUCAGGGUGCUGAAAAGCUGAUCUGUGACCAUGCAGAUCCCUUGGGCUGUGUGUGCUGUCUGUGUCCUGACACAAAUCACACUUCACUCUGUGCAAGGCUGGCAGAUGUUUAAAAAUGAUGCUACAGAAAUCAUUCCUGAGAUCACUGAAAAUCCAGAAACGCCAAUGGAGCCGACUUUCAGCAACAACAACACCAUGAAUCAGGCAAAACAUGGAGGAAGACACAUACAGCAAACUCCAGACCUCAGCGAUGCCGCCUUCAGCUGCCGGGAGGUGCGCACCACGCGGUUCCUGACGGACGGGCCGUGCCGCAGCCUGAAGCCGGUGAAGGAGCUGCUGUGCUCGGGCCAGUGCGAGCCCUCGCACCUCCUGCCCAACUCCAUCGGCCGCGGCAAGUGGUGGCGGCAGAACGCGCUGGAUUUCCGCUGCAUCCCCGCGCACAGCCGCACCCAGCGCGUCCUCAUGGCCUGUCCCCAGCAGGAAACGCGGACUUACAAAUUCCGAGCGGCCACCUCCUGCAAGUGCAAGCGCUACACUCGCUACCACAACCAGUCCGAGCUCAAGGACUUCGGCAAGGACAGCGCCCGGCCCCAGAAGAACAAGAAGCCGCACCUGGCCAGAGCCAGGAGCGGUAAAUCCAACCAGCACGAGCUGGAAAAUGCGUAUUAGGAAGGAGGCGGCUCUGGGUGGGACGGACUGGCGCUGCGGAUGUUUGUUAAACCAUCAAAAGGCACUCAGAGGUCACAGCGUGAUGUUCUGACUGCAGUAGGUUCCAAUUCCUUCUGCUAAGCUGGGUCAAAGGCUCACAUAGGCAAAAAAUCGGUCAGGUUGUAGCACUUGUGGUGUGGUGAGAGAGUGGGGUAAAGGCGGCUGGAGGCACCUGUCACUGUAUGGCAUGGGAAAACACGACAGGGACACGCGGCUCUCUCAAGGCAAAAAGAGAAUUUUUCAUUCCUGAUUCCAGCAUUUAUAGAUUUCCAAAAGUGGCAGUGGAUUGGGGGGUGACAGUGCCACCUCUCCAAUGACACUGGACAAACCAACAGUCCAUCACAUUUCUCCUCCUCCAUAAAAGAAUGCAAAGCAAUGAGUUAUUUACAGAAAGUGUGUGAGAAAGUUCAUUACAAGAAUGUAAACAACAGAAGACUUAGAAAAUCUUAAAAAAUCAGGGUGACAGGCACCCCUUGAGGUCCAUGGCAGUUUGUGUGUCCUGGACGAGCAGGGAGGCAAAGUGAAGCUGUUGUGGGGACAAUCACACUUUGCUUUAUUCCACUCAUUUAUGGGAAAAGAAUCCUGAGGUCCCUUCCCCAGACAAGGAUGCAGGACAAGGCUGCAAUUAGGGAAGCACCAGGACAGUCUCUGAAGGAGCCUUAGAAAGUUUGGGGCAGCAGGGAUUUCAAGUUCUGGUGGAUGAAGUCAAAUUGUUGGGAAAUGAACACAUGAUCAGAUGUCCUCAUGCACCAGUGUUUCCUCUCAAAUCAAAAUGUGACACUAGUAGAAGUAAAAGUGUGACAAAUCCAUUUCAUAAUUUUAAUUAAAAGAUUAUGGGGUCGACAAAUUCAAAACUGAGAUUUGGCAACUAAAAUCAUGUUGAUUUAGGAACAAUGAUUUGCUUUAGGGACAAUUCAACAAAUUCUCCUAAGUGGAGCAGAUUUAUGAAGAAGAUGCUCCUCUCAAACCAGAUAACCUCACUGAUGUUUGUCCUGCAAACAGCUAACACUAUUUAACAUAGAGUACAUAGAAUAUACUGAUUAUUCCUUAUUUGUAGAACACGUUUGACUUUAAUAUCAGCUUAGAUACAUCCAUUUACAUUUUCUGUUCUGUAGAGUUUGGAGUCUCUGGCCACACACUCUGCAGCACUAAAACUGUGCAAACCAAGCUCUGGGAGUAAGGUGCUGGUUCUGCAUUAAAAGUGAGCCUCUGCUAAGUCAUGGAUUCCUCUAGAAAAGUCUUUAGGACGUGCAGCUUUGAUAAGUCUUUAGUUUGGCAGCAACUUUCCUUUACUUAGCUUCUCAACACUCAGACUAAUGGUUGUGUUUUUACAUUAAAGGAUAUU
Molecule: messenger RNA, 5640 nt
Organism: Passer domesticus (house sparrow)
Lineage: Eukaryota; Metazoa; Chordata; Aves; Passeriformes; Passeridae
Gene: SOST
Product: sclerostin
Exons: 2
Coding region: 3618-4256 (212 amino acids)
Biological process (GO): negative regulation of BMP signaling pathway; negative regulation of Wnt signaling pathway; ossification
Molecular function (GO): BMP binding
Source: RefSeq, a predicted model, not a curated record